AUGGAUUUUGUGGAUCACAGAGUAUGUCUUUUAGAGCAUGAGGGCAGCCAACAGUUGGGAUUUGUGCGGUUUCAGGGUACUAUCGAUCCGUGGCCUGGUAAAGAAUGCUUUGGAAUAGAAUGGGAUGAUCCUGAAAGAGGUAGAAAUGAUGGUGCAGUCCCUUUCAAAGGGGAGAAAAUACGAUAUUUCAAAGUCAAGAGAGAUGUGCAAUCUGGUAGUUUUCUCAAAAUAUUGGAUGAUCCUGUUUGUUCAAGGGAUGGUUACUCGUAUGUUAAUUUGGCCAAAGGUAAGGUCUUAGUGGUUAAAGGGCGGACUUUAGUGGAUGCAUUGGCCUUUAAAUACGACCAGUUGAAUCAGUUAGACAAUUUAAAGAAUGAAAGCAUACGGUUUGGGUCGAAGCAGGUGAAAAAAUACGGUUUUGAGAAGUUGAUGAGACUGCAGGCCAAUUUCAAUGCUUUGCGCAUAGUCUCACUUGAUCAUCUACUAAUUGGCAAUGAGAUAGGAUGCAGUUGUUCGAAGCUUGCUUCAGAAAUGUUGUCCUCAGUUCAGGAUUUGAGUUUGGCGUAUAACAUGAUGACAAGUUGGUCAAUUGUGGUUGAACUAGCGACUUCAUUAAAACAAUUGAGAACUUUGCGCUUGGAUGGAAACUGGUUGGAUAUUGAAGCCACUUCGGUUGAUCCUUGUAUAUCAGUUACGAAGUUAACGGUGUCUGAGUGUGGUCUUGGUGUUUCUCUCGAUUCCAAAUUUGUACUUGAUGCUGUUUCAGCAGCAUUUCCAAAGUUAAACGCGCUAAGCUUAUCUGGAAACUGGUUUUCCAACUUUCCAGGUAUUUCCAGUAUAAAGUUGAAGUCAUUAGAUUUUUCGGCAAAUAGGUUGGCCGGAACAUUGAGUCUUGGCAAUCAAAUAGUAUUAGAGAUUUUGGAUGUCUCGAAGAAUAGUAUCACUAGCAUCGAUGGGCUCGCCUCCAGUUUAAAGGAAUUGAACUUGAGCAAUAAUGAAAUCUCGGAUUGGGGAGAAUUGGACGGCUUUGAUGCGAAAUUUCCCAGAUUAGAAUCCAUAAAGCUCGUGAACAAUCCGAUUUUGACAAAGACAGAGAGUAAGUGGGGAUAUGACAUGUGUCUAGCUCAAAUUAUGUCGAGAAUACAGACUGUGGUACGCAUAAAUGGUACUAACUACGCAGAUGAGCAGAGACGGAAUUAUGAGCUUUACUACAUUAGCAAAGUUAAGGAGAAGCAGUUGCCAAAGCCUGAACUACAUGUGUGGACAAAUUUGUUACGGAAGUACGGUCAAAAGGACACGAAAAUUGCGCAGCAGGUGCACUAUGGUUCACAUCAACUUCCGAAACUCAUUAAAGUGUGUGAUGGUAGAGAUGGUGCUGUAGCUUUUGAGCAAAUGGUAUUUCCUGCCGUUACUACUGUUGGGAAGUUAAAGGGUAAAAUAAGCGUCAAACUUGGGAUAAGCGUACUAAAUUUUGUACUGCAGACAAUGCUUGGUGAUGGCAGUGUGGAGAUUUUGGAUGAUGAUCAGGAGUCAAUUGAAGGUUCGGGUGUAUUUGAUACUGUGUCGUUUCUCGUGAAAUCAUAUAAACCACUCAAAGCAGCCAAUCCAGACCUUCCUAUACUAAUUCGAGAGUGCUCUGGUGUGGAGCCAAUGCUUGUUAUGAGAUUGGAUAAAGGUGUUGAGGUUCAGAAGAGCUUGAAGGAUUUGAGUGAGCCGGAAAUUACGAAUUUGUUGCUUUCAAAAAGGGCAGACUGA
Messenger RNA from Brettanomyces bruxellensis, 1755 nucleotides. RefSeq lists its product as uncharacterized. The transcript is spliced from 2 exons. NCBI's taxonomy places the organism in Eukaryota, Fungi, Ascomycota, Pichiomycetes, Pichiales, Pichiaceae. Gene Ontology annotation, molecular function: protein binding. The coding region runs from base 1 to 1755 and encodes 584 amino acids. The record is from RefSeq and is a predicted model, not a curated record.